AUGUAUCCUAACAUCCCAUAUGCGCUUCUGUCGGCGGCGCUCAUCGUGCUAAGUACAGUGCAUCUCAUCUUGCUUACCGUUCACCGCCCCCAGCCUCACCGAUUGCCUGAGAUAUCAAUCUUCGUUCUCUUUGUCUGCGUCAAUGCUGUUGUCAUUGGCAUUGGUCUGUCAGGCUUAAGGCGCGGGGAUGAUUCGGCAAACCAAAAUCCAGGCCGGACCACUUACGAACGCCCUCCUGCAUCGAUUAUUUCUAGGAUAUUGUUUUCUGUCCCCUGCGUCGCCUAUGAGACGUCGGUGAAAGGUACAGCUGUGGUUGUAUCUAUCGACUACGCGAUACUCGCGAUUGCCGGUCUGCUUUUUUGGGGCGGAAUUCGCGGUAUACCAUCGCAGGGCCCUGUGAUCCGUGAAGUUACAAUCCAUGCAUUUCUUGUUAUCGUAACGGCAGGGUUUGCCGCAGGUGGACUUGUCUACGACUGGCCCUUCUGGAUCCAAUGCCUAUAUGGCUCGAAAUAUCUCCGCUCACUGCGCCGUGAUGGCCUAGACUCCCGGCCCGAAAAUGAGUCUUUUCAGCCAGGGGUGCCAGGCUGUGUCGAGGGCACGGGGAAACUUGCGUCGAUCACCUGGAGCGCGAGUGCCAUAUACAAACCCAGCCUGAAGAUGCUUCACCGCUCGCUCGUUGCCUUGUUCGAAAUACAGGCUGCUCAUCCACGCACUGGCAAGUUACUAGAAGCCUCACUAUCCGAUCUUAUGAGCUCGUGGGCGGGGGUUGCCAUGGCGUUUGAGGCUGGUUAUAUCAGGGAUGUAAUGCGAUUCAGCCGGUCGUGCCCAUUGAGUAGUGGCCACCUGCAUAUCAUUGAUGAAAGAACUUCUAUUCCUCGCGCCGUUACGCUCUCUUUUUAUGGAUCACACACCCGCACCAUGACUAUUCCCUUUGAAGCUCUGAAUACGUGGCCUGGACGGAUCAUACAGGGGCAAAACACAAGACAAUCUUCGGGGGGGCAGUGCACCUAUGCUUGGAGGCUUCCGAGUUUCAUUUCCAUUCUUGCCAUUAUCCCUGCUGUGGAAAGCCAUACUGAGAAGCUUGUCGUGCGGCUGGAUGCUUCUACUUCACAAAAGAGGCGAACCCUGGAGUACACAAACAGUUACUUUAGGCACGGCAGCAAGCAAAGUGAUUCUGGUUUUGAGAGGUAUAUGAUGGACAAAGAUUUGACCUCGGGCUGGAAAUUACGGAAAAGAGCAAGCACCCAAGCGAUACGAGAAAAUGCAGAACCCAACAAAAGAACCGACAGAUCUCAGGAUCAAGAUGACGACCAAAUCAGGGCCCAUCUAUUGAACGAAAUACGGGGUAAAAGCCAAACCAAGGAAGGAUAUGUUGAAAAAAAAGUUCGCCAACGUCUGAAACUCUACUGCUGCGGAUCGAAUAGACGUCAUGAUGCUCAGACAAACAACCAAACGCGCGCAGUGCCGGCGACCCUUAGCCAAGCUAUCAAGAUCGAUGAAGACCCGGAAACAGAAACAGACUCUGUGCUCUAUAUGUUGCCUCAUUCUAAACUGAAGCGGAAGCUGAGAGAGCAACAACAAAAACGACAGACCUGGGUUAAUCGAGCCAUCAAGUGCUGCUCCUGCGAAGUAACUGGCUCGGCGGUCAACAAAUGCGCAUGUGGGCAUGAGAGCCCAAUUCCCUCGGCGCGAGACAGUCAACCACAUCUUCAACCCGCCAGCGAAGAUAUCGCGAUGGAAAUUUCACUGGUUGUUCGACCUGCAAGGCAUGUCAAAUGUGAUGAAGCAGCACCUGCCUGUCGCAACUGCAUAAAAAGGGAUUUGUACUGCGAUGGUGCAAGACUCUACAGAUUCGUUAACCCCGGUUCUGUAAAGGGAGAGUAUAAAGCUUUCAGAGGGAAAACGGGUCAUCAGCUCCAAAUGACAGUGUCUCCAGCUCACACUCAUCGCCAUAUAAGGAUCCAACUUCCCCCUGCCUACGUUCCGUUACAAAGUGGGAUCCACGCUUCCACGGAAUCUCUUGCCAUGGAUAUUGAACCUAUUAAUCCCACCGCUGGUGACGGCAAGCCCCCGCUUCAAUCUACUCUCAACGAUGACGCUCGCGAUCUCGAGUCCCAUUCCUCCAGCUAUAACCCGUACUCGAUUGACGAAGCUGAUUGGUACUCAGAAUAUCCCAAUAUCCGUGGUGAUGUGUUUCAUGGCAAUGAAGAAGUACCCUUGACUUUCAUUGUUUGCAUCUCGGAGCCUGUACUUCAAGAGCAGCUAAAGUAUUUGAAGGCUCAUACUUCUCAUCUACACUUUGUCUUUGGCGCAUUCUCUGAGAAUAGUUUUGACGGACCUCUGGCAUUACCGUACGCGCUCUGUCUGUUCAAAAUUCUCCGGCAACACCCAGGACAGCAACUGUCUGAGAAGAGGUUGGAUGAUACCAUUCAAUUCCUCUCCAUACGGUUGAGAGGGCUUCUGUCAACACCUCUGUUUAAUACCGGUCGAGGUCGCAUAAGUCGUGUAUCACUUCUAUUUCGACGACAGGUGUUUCACAAGCGUCCACCUAGGCUCCUCUGGCCGGAAGAAUCUUGGAAACGGAGCACUGUUUGGGGUUUCACCCUGGAUGGCAACCUAACUGUGACAUUGUUUCUUGAUGGACAAUACCGUUUCAAGGUGCCCGAUGAGGUUUGGAGUGGUUUUAGCUCCUUGGAUUCGGGUAUUGCUGAUGUGGCUGUCAUCUUUGGCGUUGGCUAA
This is a messenger RNA of Histoplasma mississippiense, 2739 nucleotides long. RefSeq lists its product with no specific name. The transcript is spliced from 14 exons. Gene Ontology annotation, molecular function: DNA-binding transcription factor activity, RNA polymerase II-specific; zinc ion binding. Lineage: Eukaryota; Fungi; Ascomycota; Eurotiomycetes; Onygenales; Ajellomycetaceae. Gene Ontology annotation, biological process: regulation of DNA-templated transcription. The record is from RefSeq and is a predicted model, not a curated record. The coding region runs from base 1 to 2739 and encodes 912 amino acids.